CGAAAAAACCGAGGCAUGGAUCAUACGCUUAAAAUCUUCAACUCGGAUGUCGUCAUCGUGAAGUCCCACACAUUCCUAUACAGUGGCAAUUUCGUCAAUUCGCUAAAAUUGCUUGCCCCAUCCUUCCCUUCCACUUGCACAAAAAAGCGAUCCACCUCCGCGUCAACAGCACGAGGAGGAGCCGGCGGCCGCCAUUUACAAGCUUCAUAUUCCACCGAUCUAAACCCCAGCUGCUCCUCAAACAUGGCAGCUCCCACUUCAGAUGGUCUCAUUGACAGUCGCAUCGCCAGAAUCACAUCCGCCAUUCGUGUCAUCCCGGACUUUCCGAAGCCAGGGAUUUUGUUCCAGGAUAUAACGACGUUGUUGCUUGAUCCGGUGGCGUUUAAGGACACUAUCGAUCUGUUUGUCGAGAGGUAUAAAGACAAGGACAUCUCGGUUGUUGCUGGUGUUGAAGCAAGAGGUUUCAUAUUUGGUCCUCCAAUUGCAUUGGCCAUUGGUGCAAAAUUUGUCCCAAUGAGAAAACCAAACAAAUUACCUGGUGCGGUUAUAUCGGAAGAGUAUUCAUUGGAAUAUGGUACAGACAAAAUUGAGAUGCAUGUUGGAGCUGUACAAGAAGGAGAACGAGCUCUUGUAAUUGAUGAUUUAAUUGCAACUGGAGGAACCUUGUGUGCUGCCAUCAGUCUACUUGAGCGGGUUGGAGUCAAAGUCGUUGAGUGCGCAUGCGUCAUUGAAUUGCCUGAAUUGAAGGGUCGGGAGAGAUUAGGAGACAAGCCACUGUAUGUGCUCGUGAGUUGAAUUUGAUCUUUGAUUAUUUACUAAAAGCUUUGAUUGACCAGAGUACUGGUGCUAUGAUCCUAAGACUCAUGGGGAAUUUAAUAUGAUUUUAUCAAUGAGAUUUGUUUCGGUUUAUGAAAACUUAAAUAAAAUGUUGAUUUAGGCUUUUGAUUGUUAAAACAGUUGGAGUUAUAAUUUAAUAUUCGGUA
Lactuca sativa (garden lettuce) is the source of this 983-nucleotide messenger RNA. Its product is annotated as adenine phosphoribosyltransferase 1. The record is from RefSeq and is a predicted model, not a curated record. Gene Ontology annotation, cellular component: cytoplasm; cytosol. Lineage: Eukaryota; Viridiplantae; Streptophyta; Magnoliopsida; Asterales; Asteraceae. Gene Ontology annotation, molecular function: adenine phosphoribosyltransferase activity. Gene Ontology annotation, biological process: adenine salvage.